Thermothielavioides terrestris NRRL 8126 is the source of this 1551-nucleotide messenger RNA. RefSeq lists its product as uncharacterized. Bases 1 to 1551 code for a protein of 516 amino acids. NCBI's taxonomy places the organism in Eukaryota, Fungi, Ascomycota, Sordariomycetes, Sordariales, Chaetomiaceae. The record is from RefSeq and is a predicted model, not a curated record. The transcript has a single exon.
AUGGAGUGGGUAGAAACAGGUCCCGGCAAGUUUCGAAAGGAGCUUGGCGGUGUCGAGAAAGUGUAUCGCAGGAUUUCAACAGCAUUCGCCCCUCUUGGCCGCGAACACUGGCUCCUCUAUUGUGCCUGCACACUGGAGUUUCCUGAACAUACUCAGGGAAGCUCCACGGCGGUCGACGCGGUGCUGCGCGGCGCAUGGAUUGCUCUGAGACACGAGUUCCCGGCCCUUGGCGUGCUUCCCGACGGACUGACGGCCAAAACGUACCAGGUCCCAACCGCGCAGUCGAUUGAGGAAUGGGCCGACGAGACCUUUGUUCUCGCGGCGGCCGACCAGGACCCAGAUGCCGUCCUCGCCGCCUGCCCGGCUCGGGAUGUCCCCCGCAUGUACUUCUUCCCCUCGACGCAACAAGUGCUCCUGCUCAUCUCCCACUGGCGCGUCGACGGCCUGGGCGCGUGCAUGCUUAUGGACCGCUUCCUCGCCCUGGCGGCUGCCGGCGGCGACACCACCCCUCCUCCGUCCCUGUCCUCUGCUACCUCCGGUGCUUGUGGGGAGGGCGUGCCGGAUGUGCAGCGCAUUUCGCCCACGCUCGAGGACGCGCUCGGCGCGCCGCCUGACACCGGCGACGACGACCCCGACGCCGAGGCCUUCGCGCGCGACUACAUCUCCGCGCACCACCGCACCGCCGUGCAUGCGGGCGGCCUGCCCUACGCCGGCGACGCCAAGACGCCCCCUGGAGCCUCGGCGCGGUCCCAAAUCACCCUCGACCGUCCCAGCACGGCGGCGCUCGUCGCGGCGUGCAGGGCCCAGGAGGUCACCGUCACAGCUGCCGUACACGCCGCGCUGGCCGAGGCCGUGUUUGGGCUCUCGCGCGACUACGAGGGCCACGACAGCGACAAGUACGCGGCCGUGGUCUCGGUCAACCUUCGGCCGCGGCUACUGCCGCCGUACCGCCACAGCAGCACCAACAACAACGACGAAAACAACAAGAGCGCCAACGGCCGGCAGCAUGCCGUCGGGGUCUACGUCACGGGGGUGACGCCCGCCGUGGAACGCGCGCAGACGUUUGGCGAGAAGGCGCGCUCGCUGACGGCCUUCUACCGGUCCGCGGCGUGGUUCACGCCUCAGUUUGUCCGGGCGCUGCGCCCCAUCAUGCGGCUCCACGCCGCGGCGCUGUUUGACGGACCCCCGCCGGCCAAGCCGCCCAGCGCCGUGACCCUGAGCAGCCUGGGCGUCCUCGAGCCGUACCUCGGGGGCCACUACGCUACCGGAGGUGGAGGAGGAGAAGGACCCGGGCGGCAGGCGGCCCCGGCGAUCCGCGUGCGGGCGUUUCGCUUUGGCGUCACCAUCAUGACGCGCCAGAUGUUGCUGUACGUGUGGACAUUUGGACAGCAACUGACGCUGUCGGUCAAUUACAACAAGGCGUAUCACGACGACGCGGCUGCUCAGGAGCUGCUGGAGCGUGUUAAGUCCGGGCUACAGGAAGGAUUGGGUGUGCCGCUGGAGGUACAAGUAGGAGAGGCCGGUGGGAAAGGGGGUGUUGAUCUCAGCUAG